AUGGAGGAUAGCAAACCAGUAAGUACCCCCAUGGUUGUUUGUUGUAAGCUGAGUUUAAAUGAUGAGUCAGCUUCAGUGGAUCAAACAAAAUACAGGUCAAUGAUUGGGACUUUACUGUAUCUGACAGCAUCACGACCGGAUAUAAUGCAAUCAGUUUGUUUGGUUACAAGGUUUCAGUCCAAUCCUAAGGAGACACAUCUAUUGGCAGUUAAUAGGAUUUUCAGGUACAUUAAAGGCAUAAUGGAAUAUGGGUUGUGGUAUCCAAAAACUGAGAAUUUCUCUCUUACAACAUUUUUAGAUGCAGAUUGGGCUGGGAGUAUAGAUGACAGAAAAAGCACCAGUGGUGGUGCAUUCUUUUUGGGGAAAAGUUUGGUAGCAUGGCAUAGUAAAAAGCAGGAAUCUGUUUCACUUUCUACAGCUGAGGCCGAGUAUAUUGUAGCAGCGGCUAGUUGUACACAAGGACUGUGGAUGCAAAGGCAGAUUUCAGAUUUUGGUCUUUCAAGUGAUGGACCUGUGACUAUUAUGUGUGAUAAUAUGAGUGCCAUCAACAUUUUCAAGAACCCUGUACAACAUUCAAGAACCAAGCAUAUUGAUAUUAGAUAUCAUUGCUUGAAAGAAAAGGUCACAUCGAAUGCAGUGAGAUUGGAAUUUGUGUCUACAACUGACCAAGUACCCGACAUCUUCACCAAGCCACUCCCAAAAGACAACUUUGAGAGACUUCGAGACAAGCUUGGGGUGGUUACUUAUAGGCCACCUUAG
Messenger RNA from Telopea speciosissima, 759 nucleotides. Its product is annotated as secreted RxLR effector protein 161-like. NCBI's taxonomy places the organism in Eukaryota, Viridiplantae, Streptophyta, Magnoliopsida, Proteales, Proteaceae. The record is from RefSeq and is a predicted model, not a curated record. The coding region runs from base 1 to 759 and encodes 252 amino acids. The transcript has a single exon.